GAUCAGUUGCAGCUACAGAGAAGGAAUUUCGGCGUUUCUCUGAAACCCUAGUUUAUCUAAUCAGAGACGAGAAAAUAAUUUCUUUCUCGAGUUCGCCCAUUGAGUAGUGAGUACUAGUCCUCAUAACGUCGGUAUUUGCAUAUCGGGUCUGGGUUAAUCAGAUUCCUUUCUGUAGAGAUGCAGAAUUUUGUUGGGAGUUUGAUUCGAAGACAUGUCCAUAAGAGCUCAAACAUUACCCAUUUCAAAACCAUCACAGCCUAUUCAGCUAGAAUGAGUCCUCAAUCGAGCCCUGUGUGCUCUAUUUCCGAAAUUUCAAAUGAAUUUGCGGCACCACAUGCCAAGAAGUGCUUCUUUGGAUCGCUUUCUUAUGUGGGCUCGCCCUCUCGUGCAACAAUGACGCAUUUGGACUUCCAGAGAGGGGCAUGGAUGUCUCUAAAUAAUAUUAGCAAUAAUAGAAGUUCAAGAUUGGCUGUGUUUCAAGGAGGAGCAGCGUCACGGCCUUUCUUCUGCAGGUGCAUGACAACAGUGGCAAAUCCUGUUGACGUGAGUUCACAAGGAUCUCCUCUGUCCACCCCUGAUGUAGCUCCUCGCAUCAAGUUUAAGAGGCUCGAUAAAACUGCCAGGAACAUAAUGCAGAUUAUAGACAAGGAAGCAGUGGAGGAGGUGAAGUCGGAUAGGGAGAUACCUGACAUAAAGCCUGGUCAUAUUGUGCAACUCAAAGUGGUAGUACCUGAGAAUAAGAGACGUGUUUCAAUUGUAAAAGGCACUGUUAUAGCAAGACGUAAUGCUGGUAUAAGUACUACAUUUAGAAUAAGGAGGCUGGUGGCUGGAGUUGGAGUUGAAUCUCUCUUUCAUCUGUACUCACCUAACAUCAAGGAAAUAAAGAUACUAGAAAAGAAGAAAGUAAGGAGGGCGAAGCUUUAUUAUCUAAGGGACAGGAUGAAUGCACUCAAGAAAAGGUAACAAAUUUCGCAGGUUAGUAGGAGAUCAAUUAUAGGCAGUCCUUGGGAAAGAUGGGGAGUUCGGUGAGAAUUGUUUUAAACGGAUGUCUUUGUAUUUCCAUUUUAUGCUUUUAUUCUGGGAUAUUUCUAAGUUUUUUGGUUGUAAAGGAUUAUGGGCAUUCUAUUGAAUAUUUCGAAUGGUUCAAAAAAUUCUCGAGUUGGACCACCAUGUGUUCUAAACAUAAAUAAGAUUUUCAUUGUCCCAGUUGAUGGACAGAUGUUUCAUAAAUCAAUCAUCCUAUUUACUUGAA
Messenger RNA from Tripterygium wilfordii, 1252 nucleotides. RefSeq names its product 50S ribosomal protein L19-1, chloroplastic-like. Lineage: Eukaryota; Viridiplantae; Streptophyta; Magnoliopsida; Celastrales; Celastraceae. Bases 178 to 963 code for a protein of 261 amino acids. The transcript is spliced from 6 exons. Gene Ontology annotation, molecular function: structural constituent of ribosome. Gene Ontology annotation, cellular component: ribosome. Gene Ontology annotation, biological process: translation. The record is from RefSeq and is a predicted model, not a curated record.